This is a messenger RNA of Populus trichocarpa (black cottonwood), 1062 nucleotides long. Its product is annotated as nifU-like protein 2, chloroplastic. Bases 185 to 895 code for a protein of 236 amino acids. Gene Ontology annotation, molecular function: iron ion binding; iron-sulfur cluster binding. Gene Ontology annotation, biological process: iron-sulfur cluster assembly. The transcript has 4 exons. Lineage: Eukaryota; Viridiplantae; Streptophyta; Magnoliopsida; Malpighiales; Salicaceae. The record is from RefSeq and is a predicted model, not a curated record. Gene Ontology annotation, cellular component: mitochondrion; chloroplast stroma.
UCCUGGCAGCAUCAGCACCCCAGCUUCUUUCAUUUACCAGACAAACAGACAAAGCUCUCUCCUCUCCUCGCUUCCUUCUCUCCCAUCUCCACAGAAAGCUCUACUCUCUCUCUCUCUCUCGUUUUGCCGAUUCCGAAACCAAUCUGUUGUUUUCUUUUUCUCAUCAAGGAAGAGAGAAAGAGAUAUGCAAUCGGUGGUGUUGAACCCAACUUGCUACUGCAGGGCUCAACAAGGCCUAGACACCUCCUGCAGCUCUCCUCCCCCUCCUGCUAUUCUUUACAAGAGUCGUUCGAGCUUUUUUGGUACCCAUUCGAGGAGCCCCGGUCACCUGCGGCGAGGCAUACCUUGCCGUUCCUUGCGAAUUCGAUCGCCUUCUUUCACACGGAGGAGGCCAGUUGUUAAGGCUGUUGCUACUCCAGAUUCAGCGGUAGAAUUGCCGUUGACUGCAGACAAUGUUGAGAGUGUAUUGGAUGAGGUUAGACCUUACCUGAUUUCAGAUGGUGGUAAUGUGGCAUUGCAUGAGAUUGAUGGAAAUGUUGUCCGAUUGAAAUUACAAGGAGCAUGUAGUUCUUGUUCUGCUUCGGUUAUGACGAUGAAGAUGGGUAUUGAGCGUCGCUUAAUGGAAAAGAUUCCUGAGAUAGUUGCAGUAGAAGCUGUAGCGGAUGAAGAAACUGGGCUUGAGCUGAACGGAGAGAAUAUAGAGAAGGUACUGGAAGAAAUAAGGCCAUACCUUGUUGGGGCAGCAGGAGGAUCUCUUGAACUAGUGGCAAUUGAGGAACCAAUAGUUAAAGUCCGAUUAACAGGGCCAGCAGCUGGGGUCAUGACUGUACGAGUGGCUGUCACCCAGAAAUUACGCGAGAAAAUUCCAGCCAUUGCUGCAGUUCAACUCCUAUGAUACACUUUCAGAUUUCUAGUCCAGAGCAUGAGAUUAUCAAAUAAAAGGAGUCAUUGAACUCUUAAUACCUGUAUAAAUACCACAUUAGAUUGUGUACAGUGUAGAAGGAUGCAAUCGUUGGAUACUGAUAUUUUGAAAAUCCAAUUUGAGGAAAUUGAAUUUGCAAA